Molecule: messenger RNA, 11437 nt
Organism: Myiozetetes cayanensis
Lineage: Eukaryota; Metazoa; Chordata; Aves; Passeriformes; Tyrannidae
Gene: HESX1
Product: HESX homeobox 1
Exons: 5
Coding region: 4879-5502 (207 amino acids)
Biological process (GO): forebrain development; pituitary gland development; regulation of transcription by RNA polymerase II
Cellular component (GO): nucleus
Molecular function (GO): DNA-binding transcription repressor activity, RNA polymerase II-specific; RNA polymerase II cis-regulatory region sequence-specific DNA binding
Source: RefSeq, a predicted model, not a curated record
AAGGUGCCCUCCCCGCCGUGUGCGCGGUCCGGCGGCCGCUGCUCUCUGCCCACGGACACCCGGCCCGGGGCCGGCCCACAGCGGUAACGCCGCUGUGCCCCUGCCGCGAUGGAGCUCGUUCGAGUUACCUGGAGCAUCCCUGCUGGGAAGCCUCCUCUUGUGGGGAGUGGGGAAGAAGUUUCCAAGCUACUACUCUGUUCAGUCAAUUCAUUUACCAGCUCAGCUGUGACUCACCUGACCAAAGCAAGUCACCUCUUUCUUUCCUUGUCAUAUGAGGGUAAUAACUCAGAGUUAUCUUACAAGGUAUGUGAAGACUAAGUCUUGUAUCUGUAAUUAUGUGACAGAGCAUUGGCCCGUGACCUGCUUUCUGGUGUUGAGAUCAGUGAACUUGUGCCUGAGUUUUACAGCACUCUCCUGUAAGAAACAGCUCUGUUUUGUGCUGUAAGAUGCAUUUCCCCAGUAAAAUUCAGGAAGGUAGCCACUUUAAAUGGAAUUGGGUUUGGUUAGCUUUGUAUCUUUGCAGCUGUAAGUGGCAGAGAAAAAAAAAUAACAUUUCUUAGCUGCUAUCAGUAGAGAACAGCCUUUUGAGAAUUAAAUGUUUUGUGGAGGAAAAAACAAUACCCUAACAAACAUGCCCUUUAAUAUGCAGAAAUGUGCUUUAUUAUCCCUGCUGGCAUGUAACAUAGAAAUGUGUCUUGUUUCUGUUGACCUUAGUAAUUCAGUUUAAUGAUUUGGUUUAGUGGGUGGCCUUUCUAAUAAUUCUGAAGUGUACCAGGGCUUCCCAGCUUUUUUAAUAUGUCCUUUAUGCUGACACAUUCUGUGUGUUACUUGUCUUGUCCUUACCUUUUGUGCGCGUUUUUACAAAUGCUACAACGUAUCCCAAAGUUUUAUUUGAGCUAUACAUUUGACACCAUCAGAUGACAUCUGAUAAUAAUGAGUUGAAGAAUCCCUCUGCACCCUUUAAUAAGUACGUUUUUAGUGUUACACUGUUUUCAGCAUUUUAGGUUUUUUCUUAUUGUGCGAUUUAUGUUGGGAUUUGGGUUCUUUGAUUUGUGGGACUGGUGGGGGUUUUUUGUUCUUUCUGCAAAAUAUCUGCUAAGAGGCCUUAAAAAUGAGAGGAACCAACACUUGGCACUACCUAAACAGGGAGAAGAGCAGCCAACAGCUCUUUAGAGUACUCCAGAUGUGUUCCCUCGUGGAGAGAACAUUUUGCCUCUGCUGGAGGGUGAGAGGAGCUGUGUGGAUAAGGUAGGCUUUAUCUGCAUGUUUAACACACUGUUUCUCAGACUUUUGCUAGUGGCACCCUUGGAUUUACCUUGAAUUUAUCUGUCUUCACUUAAUCUCCUUGAGUCAAAAAAAGCUUUUUGGCUUCAGCCAAAAACAAAUAGCUACCUCUUUUUGGUCAAGUUUUGUGAAAAUUUGUGUUACCAUUUUUGCUUAAAAAAGGCCUUUGACUUAUGAAGCUGCUGUUGACUUUAAUGUGUGUUCAUCAUGUUCAAAACAUGUUUGAAAGGGAGCUUUACACAGCACAACUUCUGAGGUGGCAAAACACCCAAGCAGUGGGGUAAAGAAGCUGUGGGAAAGGUGAGAUGAAAGACAAAUGUUUGGAGUGCGAUAAGUAAUCAAGAGAAGGUUAUAUAUUCCAUUUAUACCUUUUCAGAAAGCUGAAAAGUGUUGACCAGUGAAAGGUGACCCGGCAGGUGAGGAGCAAUGGGUGAGAAGAGCAAAAGGCAGCAAGAGCAAGGACUGGGGUUUCAGACCAAAGCCCCCAAGAGCUCUCGGUGUGGUCUCUUGAGCUGCUGCAAACAGCCCUCAGAGGCUUCACCAUCUCUAAAGAACAAGAGCUUCAUCUACUAAACAGAUGAACUCUGCUGUCCCUGGGCAAAAAACAGUGGUGCAAAGUCUGAAAGGGAGAUUAGUUCGCUGCCUCAUCAAGAAUGUGAUGCUGUAAGAGGAUUGGAUUUGCAUAUCCAAGGAGCAGUGAGUUCUCCUAUAAUUGAUUACUUAGGAUUCUCAACUGAAUGUUUGUUAUGUUGCUCUAAUUGCCCCUACAAAGGUACUUAACUAACAGUCUAUAGGUAAUUUCUCAUGGGCUGCCAGGCAAGUAUUGGUAAUCUCUAAUGGACCAAAAUACAGUUUUGAAGGGAAGGCUCAAGGUCCAUUUACACUUUCAGUGGGAAUUCUUAGAAAUUUAAUCUAUAAUACCAAUUUUGAAUCUAAAGCUUGAGGUAUUCUGUCCUGUGGAAAGUGUAUUUUCGUUCUGAUUUCUUACAGAAGAGCCUGUUGACUGUUUGUCUUGAUAACAAAUAGUUUUAUUCUACAGCCCAGCAAACUUCUCUUCAAAGAAACCCAGCAACUCUUGCAUGAGAGACCUGCAGCCAGACUUUCCAGUGGCUUCAUCUCUACAUAUGUGUUGUUUAAGAAUCCUAGAAUGGUUUGGGUUGGGAGGGCCCUUUAAAGGUCAUUCAGUUCCAAUGCCUUUUAGGACUUUUUUCACUGGAUAAGGUCACUCGACGCCCCAUCCAGUCUGACCUUGGACACUUGCACACAUAUAAUGGAAUUUUGGUAUAAUGCAGACUUUUUAUCUCUAGAAUAAUUUGUCUUUUCAUGUGAUUUUUUUUUAAUAAACUUCUGCUCCUAUAUGCAGUUGCAGCCAUGAACUCUGUUUAAAAAACAGUGUUGAUAUGUUUGUGACUGCAUUGCAGUCUCCACCUCUGAUUCAAUUCAACAUUGGGCAAUGAAUAUAAUAUGAUUAAUUUAAUGGUAACAUGGUUUCUUACUCCUAUGACAUUGCUGAAGGAAUUUAACAGCUGGGGAGCCCAAACACUGGGUGGCAGUGUUGGAGAGGUCCUGGCCUGUGCCAAGUGAAUGAGUUCACUGGCUUUGGCCUAUUUUAUGGAAAUUCAUUUUUCCAUGUGUUUUGUGUCAGUGUGUUGUUUUUUUAAGUUGUUUAAGAAAAAUAGUGGGCUGUGUUUGGAAACUAGCUCUUUGUAUUAUAAUCAUUCACAGGGGUUUUUGUAUUAUUAAAGUUAUUAUUAUCUGUUGGUUUCUGGAUUGAAGAGUGUCUCUCUCUAUUGGUGAUCAUGCUUGUUACCUCUUUGGGACAGAGAAACCUGUAAGCAGCUCCAAGUUCAAUACAGAAGGAGAUGUAUUGUUUUCUUUUUGACUUAAUGUCUUUUGUAGGAUUUAAAAAAAAAAAGUUAAAAGCUGGUGGUCCCUUUAGAGACUGUAGAGGCAGAAAACUGCUCUACCUACCCCUGCUAUGCAGGAGGCUUUGCAUGGUCUCCUUAGUAACCCCUGGUGUGCAGGCUGGACACCCUGAACUGCUUUCUUAGGGCCAGAGGUUGCCUUGUUGGGCACUGCUGGACUGAGACUUAAAGGGCUGUAAAGCCCUCGCUUAACUCUCCUUCCCAGUGACCUCCAGCUCUCCAACUCCUCCAGCAAGCUGUGGUUUCACACCCAGGUCCUUCUGGCUUUCCUGUGAAUCUACCCCUGUGAUUGCCAGGCUGUCAAAUGGAGGCUGCAGCUCAGCUUGCAGGUGGUCACUGCAGGUGGAUCGAUGCCCCCUCACGAUACACUGGUGUGUGCUGAGAAGUGCCCUCAGUGAGAUCACUCCUCAUACUGUCACUUUUGAAUAGUUUGGUUUGACAACAGGCUUAUUGCACAGCACAAAGACAGGCCAGCCAGAGGGGGGAACUUUUGCAUCCUGAAAUCAAAAUAUAGUUUUCAUUUUUGCGUGUUAUAAAAUAAAGCUUUGCCCAAAAUAAGAAAAGGAGGAAUUUCUGUAGAGAGGUUGUCCUGAACCAAAAGCUGGUUUUGAGCAUGUGACAUGUAAAUUGUUGGCUGAUGGAUGAGCCUGAAUAUAAAAAUGUUACAGUCGAUACUUUCUUUACAAUGGACGAGAUCAGAAUUCUGUUUGCAGACUUUGAGCCUCAUUACAAAGCCUUUAUCUCCUUUCCACUCAUCACUCAUAUAUUUUUUUGUAAUUUUAAGUGUUUGCUCUGUAGGAUUUAAAUAUACUUCUAUUGGCUAUAAACCUACAGGAAGGGAGGGACAUCCACCAGAAAAAGGGUGUUUUUAAACCAGUGAUUCUGAGUGUACUGCUUCCUUUACUUUAAGUUUUGCUUUUAUGUUGUGAAGAAUUAUCAGGAAAUGUCACAUCUGGUAUGUUUCAGAAAAGCUGCAACAAAGUUAUUUUAAUAAGGAAAAUGAAUGCAUGAAUUAUUUAAAAUAGUUGGUGCAACUGUUCCUAUUAACUAAUCCAGGCACUUGGAAGGCAAUUACACUGAGCUUUGACAACAUUGCCAACCCACUGCACAGUGCCUUAUGCCAAAAGCUAUUGUUGUUUUAUUGACCACGUUCACCAUUACAUAUGCAUAUGAAAAAACAGAGGCAUUUUCAUCGGGAUUACCCUAAUAGCAUUAAGAGAUUAUUUUUUAAAUUUCCUUGGAAGGAAAUUCACUUAAAUGAGAUUACUUAUUACUUGACUGGUUUCCUAUCAUGCUGCUAUGUUUAGGUAAGUGGAGUCCAUUAGAGUAUAAAGUUUUUUAAAAAACUGAUUUUAUACAUUAAUGAUUUCAAAUAAAAGACAAGUACUAUAUUUGUGCACAGCUUCUUUUGAGAAAGUUAAGUCGAUGCUCUGGUUAGGAGAGAUAACACUUUUUGUCCCCCUUGGUGGCCCCCCUAGUGUCACCAUUAGUUGCUAAUUACUCGCAAACAAAUAAACAAUUAACUCCUCGUGCCUCUUGGUGGGAGAGUUUUCAUUGACAUGCUAAAACUUUCUAAUAAAAGAUUUUAAUUAAUGACGUUGCAAAUCCAACCCCCUUGUCAACACAGCUAUAAGGGCUUGUGGAGAAAUGCGAGUGCAGCGUCCCUGCGAUGCUGGCCGAGGGGGAGAGCGUGGCUGGGCCAUCGCUGUGUGCUGCCACCGCAGCAGCAGCGCCUCAGAACCUCCACAGAGUGUCUGCCUUCGUAGGGAAUAAAACCACCCAGUGCUCGUUUUCGAUUGAAAGUAUUUUGGGACUGGAGCAGAAAAAAGAUGGCAUUCCAGCUGUGAAACCUCACAGACCCUGGAUGGAUGCGUGCACCAGCUUGGUUUUAGGUGAUGACAGUAAUCCCCAUCUGCAAAUCCCUGUUGUUUGCUAUGACAAUCCAUUAUUUCAUGCUAACAGUGAUCCAGUGCAAGAGGAAAAAGUUUGGAAAUAUGAAAAAUAUUUUUCAGUCACUGAAAGGCUGUCUUUCAAACGGGAAUUGAGCUGGUACAGGGGUAGAAGACCAAGAACUGCAUUCACUAGAAACCAGAUUGAAGUCUUGGAAAACGUUUUUAAAAUGAACUCCUACCCUGGCAUUGAUAUAAGAGAAGAGCUAGCUCGCAAAUUAGACUUAGAUGAAGACAGGAUCCAGAUCUGGUUCCAGAACCGUCGUGCAAAGCUGAAAAGAUCACACAGAGAAUCUCAGUUUCUAAUGGUGAAAAACACUUUCACCUCCAGCCUGCUAGAGUAGAAAGAAGGAUGGUUUGGUGUCACAGUACUGUAGCAGAGCACGAAGAAUUAUUAAUAGCCUGUAUUAAGUAAUGACAUAGUAAUUAUGAUUUUAUGCUCAGAUUUGAAAGUUUAUUAUAAUUUUCAUUCAAAUAAACUGUAAAUAUUUGAAGUAUUAUCACAAUCUACUUUUUGUGGAAAAAGGGAACUAUUCCUAUAUAUUUGAAUAAGUGUUUUCAAGGAAGUUUAGAUAUUUUUGCCGUUUAAAGAAAUACAAACUCUAGGUCGUACAAGAUUUUCAGCUACUGUGAAUUGCUACAGCUUAACUGGAGAUGAUUUGACAAAACUUGAAGAUUUUUAAAAAAGUCUGUUUAGAGUAUGAAAUACCUAAUAUGCAAAAUAGAUUUUGCUGCCAGAAAGAGACUAUGUGUUACACUGGAAUUUAAAUAGUUUAUUUAUAAAGAAUAUGAUAGUUUUCUAUAAAGAAUUAUAUUCUUUAUGAAAACUAUCUCAAAUGGAAGGCGUAAUAUUCAACUGACUGUUUAGUUUGAACAAUUGUCCAGUUAAAAGAAGCUGAAAAUUAUAAUCUUUAUAUAUAAUUUUAAUUAAUUUAGGAUAUUUGCCUAUUUAAUACUUCAACUUGGAUAUCUCCUCUCUUGUCAGUGUAAGUGUUCCAGUUAUGGAAGUUGCCCUAUUAUCUUUUAAUGCCAGAAUGUAGUGUUUCACAGGAUCAAAUCAGUUGGGACCAGACCAGAUAUCCACAUCAUUGCCAUUAAUUUUAGGGUGUGGGAUUCAUUUUUAUCAAACAUUACAUGCAAGUUAAUUAUCCUCAUAUUUGAUAUUCAGCCUGAAGUCAAGGAGAGAGCCUUAUACACAUAAAACAAACCCACCCAACUGAAGUGCUGAGGUCCUUCAGUGAGGCUUCAGCCUGUGUUUCUUACUAGACAUAAAUCCUGCCUAAAUCCAUAAAUUCUGUCAUGAACAGGCACAGUAUUGCUCUUCCUUCCUCCAUGCUUUUAUCCCUGAUAUCUGCUGUCUUACAGAAUGAAAGGUAAGUUUGAGAAAAUGGGACAAUGGAACAAAAAUCAUUUUAUGUAAUCUCAUACUAGGAAAAGCUAAAGGGAAGGAUGAUCUGCCUUCAGUCCUUACUUAGCAUUUUGGAUGAUAGGUUGAGCUAUGGGAGUUUAAAUAAAAACAUUCCUAUAUUUUAUGAAAAAUAUUGCUGAAAAAGAUGCAUUACUUUAGAACAGGUGGUGGCCAUUUCAUGUCUUUAACUUCACUGACUCAUUGCCUUCAUUUUUUUAACAUAGAAUCCUUAAAAUCAUGUAUUGUUUGCAUUUCUCUGGGAAAUCUUAAUGUGAAAAUAACAAGCUUUUAUCCAAUAUUGAAAUGUUAAUUUUCUGUGUUUUGUUGGAUUUGAGAAACAACAUUCCUAACUGAACUUCUGUUGUAUCCUGCAUUCCAAAAUAUUUAAGAGGACAUUCACAAAUAAAGCAACCAUAUGAGCCAAACCCAUUAGGAAUAGUUUUUAGAGAAAUUGAAAUAUCAAUUCAGAUACCUACCUGUUCUGGUGAAGCCAAUAUUGGAAAUGCAUUCUUCUGUUUUGUUUUCCUUCACACCUCAAAACAUGUAUUGCCCAUAGCUUAACCUUAUUGCAGGUAAUCUGAAACUAUUGUCUGCUUUACUGCUGGAAACCUUGUUAGGUUAGACUAAUCUGUGCAGAUUGAUGCCUAAGAACCCCACUCUAUUAUCUGGCAAACACCUCAAUACGCCUGAUGUCUCCAAUAAUGGAACUGGUCUCAAGUGACGGGAAGUCUGACAAAGGAAUUGAAGAGAAGGAGUAGAAUAGUGGCAGAAUAAUUAUAGCAGCAGCCCCGGUAUCCAGCUCUCAAUUAGCAGAUGUUACCAGCAGCGUGACCGGUUGGUGUGAACUACCGAGGGUGUCCCACAUAGUGCUGAGGGGCACAAAGUUUAAAAGUGUCGCUGUAUUAUUUGCUUUGUCCUGGCUUAGGUUGUUCUUCCCAAAGUAAAGGCAUUGGCAAAUCAAAGGAGAAGUUUUAACUUCACAUUUCUGCUUACAAAGUGGAAAUGAUCAUUGUGUGAGGGAAUGCUGGGGCUGCUCAGCCUCUUGGGGGGUGUGGGGGUGUCAGGAUCCCAGCUGAUUGCAUUACAAAGGGAGUUCAUGUGGUCAGACAGGAUUGUUGGUGAGGGAGGGGAAUCCAGGGCUGCUAAAGAGCCUUCGGUUCUAGAUUCCUUUAUGGGGAAACAGUGCUUUGACUUGUGUGACGUGAGGGGAAAGGGUUAGACAGAAAACCUGGAAGACUGAUCUUUCUGUUUUGGGCACCCAAAGCUUGUACAGGUGGGGCCAGCUGUAUUGUCAGGAGAGUUCCAGGCAGUGCUGUGUUAGCACAGCACUGUGGCUUUGCUUUCGUAGAUUGACAAGCCAACUGGAACACCGCUCAGUGUUUGUGGAGUUUAGAAGCAGCAAUAAAUGGGAUUUCUUCUCACAUUUGUUUUUUUGCAGGACGCUGUUUAUUAAGCAGUGAGGUAAGAACAUGAUCAGAAAUGCUCAGGGAUCCACAGCUUUGGUGUAGCUGUGGUGUAAUUGCCGGUGACUUUCAUAUCCCUGGGUACGUUUUAGAUUGGAUCAUAUGGGUGUGCUGUGGGGAUGGUGUUAGAGUGACAGUAAGUAAUGCAUUGCCUGUGCUUUAAUAAUAAGAAGACAAAAAGAUAAAAGAAGGAACAAAAAAGCAAUGAAAGAUGGGAUUUGCAGGUGUGUUUUGAUCUGUGUUGUGAAUUGGUGGGUGUAAAUUCCAGUGCCUGGAGCAAAGAGAACGUCUGUGGAUUCACACAGGCACCAGUAAUGCUUUUCACAUCCAUUUUCAAGCAGGGUCCUCUGGCUCAGGAUGUUGGAAGGAUCUGCUGUGUGUAGAGGUAAAACUGAUACAAUACCUAGAUUUUAAGGGAAAUGAAUAUUCCUUCUCUCUGGAUUUACAUUCCAGUGUUUUUCCUUUCCUACCCCCUUAACCAGUUUUCCUCUACCACUGUGAUGGCUCAAGAACCCAAGGAGUAUAGUCUGUCACUCUUUUCUUUGAUCUUGUGCAAUUUGGAGCAAAAAAAGGACAAAAGUUAGCAGGUGGUAUAAGAUAGUCCUCUUCAUUAAAAAUUAUCUAUGUUAUUAGUCUUGUUAUUAAUCACUAUAAAAUUUUGUGAAUUUGCCAUUUUUAAAUUGCAUAUGUUUCAAACUCAUUAUCUCAUUGUGACCUUUAAAAACCCCUCCAUAACCUUGCACCAACUCAAUUAUUGUACCUUUUUUCUUCUAAUCCUUUCUUGCUCUUUUAGCACUGAAUUUUUAUUUUAGCAGUCCAUGUCAUUCAUUUUACUCCUUCUAAGGUUUUAAAUGUCUGUCCACGAUUUCUAGAUUCUGUGGCAGUCUUUUGUCUGUGUAUAACAAAACAAAGUUUUAUAUAUUAAAUGAAAAGGAAUAUAUAUCUUUUAAUGAUAGAUUUCACACUUUUAACCUUUGUGAUUGUAUUGCAUGGAUCACAGUAAUACUCCAAAAUACCUUGGGAUUCAGUUUCUAUGAACGAUGCUAUAUUAAGGAAAUUAAGAAGACAACAGAUGAAGUAUUCUGCAGUAACGAUUGUUGGCUAUUUAUUUUGCUUUCUCAUAUUAAAUUAGGCUUUCAAGUCAUAAAUUUUGAGCCAGUCUGUAGUUGAACUGCCUAUAAAAGUGCUGGGCUGCUUCUGCCCUCUGCUGGUUGGAGUUGCUAUUUACAGUUCUGCACCUUCAUGGGAUUUAAUCCGGCAUUCCCGAGCGGGGCUGUGGGCACGGCAGGACCCUCCCACGGGGAAUCACUGCCCCUUUGAACUGUUCAGACUCGGUGUCUGAAUUUAUUCCGCCUGCACACACGUGCUUCAGGUCAGGCUGAUUGGCAAAAGCUCCGAGUGGUCAAUAAUGAACAGAACACAGUGAAAAUCAGUGGGUGCUUAAUGUUUUUGAUGGUCUGAACAGCCAGUCUUUUAAAAUCUUGCCUCGAUUAUUUCUAUAUUUGAGAAAGGAGUUCUCAGGAGGAAUUUAUUCACAGGAAGGGUCGUUAACCAUUGGAAUGGGCUGCCCAGGGAGGUGGAGUCACCAUCCUCGGCUGUGCUCAAGAAACAACUGGAUGUGGCACUUCGUGCCAUGGCCUGGCUGACAAGGUGGUGUUCUGCUUGGCAAAAUGGACUCGAUCUUAGAGGUCUUUUCCAACCAAAAUAAUUCUGUGAAACCAUUUGGCAAAGUAGCCAGUAAUCCUAAAAAACCACUCCUCAUUAUGGUAUAAAACUUAGAAUGAUUUCCAGUAUUACAUCUACUGAUAUAAUUCUUCUGAGAUAAUAAAUACAGUGUUGUCAAUGCAAAUGUUGCCAGGCAGGAGCACUUAUUGCCACCAGGAUUUUAAUUUUUCAUUGUUUUGUCAUAUUAGAAGGAUAAGAAAUUACUUCGUGUUGUUUAAAUACUGUGGAUUUUUUAACCGUUUCUCUUGCAUUUCAAAGCAUUCAGUCAGAGUAAAAUAGUAAAAAAUAUUACAGUGGCCACUUAAAUUUCUGUCAGGAUUCAAAUAUUUGUAAGUUCCCAGGUAAGGUAUUUGGAUUGAGACAUACAGUGCAAUGCAAUUCUCUCACUGUAGAGAUGCAUCUUAUUCUGUGCUACAGGAUGUGGUUAUCUGACUAUUUCUGCAAAUUGCUCUAAUUAGUUUUGGCAGAGAAAGGAAGUUCCAGGGCAGCAUUCUCAGGAGGCACCAGCUAAGGCUGGAGACUUCAAGGCAUAAGUUGGUUACAUGUAAAUUCCAGUUUAGGAGUGGUGUUUUCAGUGGUUGCUACUAUUACAGUCUAAUUAGAAACAAUAAUUAUCUGUUGUAACUGACCAUAUUAACAGGCUUUAACUUUCCAUGGAAGUGUUAACAAAUCUUGUUCAUUCCAGUCUUUUAUUAUCUGCAUAUUCAUCUUAUUAUUUCCAAAAAUAAGCAGCUAACUCAAUCCUGAUAUCCAACUGCUUCAAAUUUGUGUUUUAAAAUAAUGUGCCAGACUCUAGAUAAACAAAACCUUGAGUUUGUUUGUUUGAGAGGCAGGGCUGCCAGCAACAAUUGUCAUUCCUAGCAGGGCCCUUUCUCUGGUUUGUUUUUGUUUUUUUUUUUUUUAGCCCAAUCAUGUAGAAUUGCUGUGCAUUCUUUUGUAAAUCUGUUCUAAAAUGUUUUAAAAUUACACUAGAAUAUUUUGGGAAAUAUCUCUCAUAUAAACAAAAAUUGCAAUUCCCAUAUGCCUCUAGCCUUGGUAUUUUCUUUGUGUGUGUGUAUUUUCCCCCGGUGGGAGUAGAAUGAGGUGCUGUUGACAAAGGGCUUUCCAAUCUUCUUCCUCAAUGGUUGCACAACAGUAAGAUUUUUUUUUUUAAUUCUUCCAGCCAUGUUCCUAUUGUUCUCCAACAGUAUCUGUUACUAGUGUCUCUAUGCAUUUUAAUUGCAAAAAUUUUCAAAGCAUUUCCUUCAGCUUUAAUUACCCUCAGCUUUUGGCCUCAAAUAACAAAUGAUGUCAUCAUGAGGUGCUUGAGCAAAUAGCUCUCCCUCAGUUAAAUGGGAAAGGGUUUAAGGCAGGUUAUGCUCAGUGAGGGGUCCCUCAGUGUGCUAGGAUUAAUUUUGCAGACAUUGCCACAGUACGCUGUUGAAUUGCAGAGUAGACUGUUAAAUCAGGUUCGGGUUGUUCCUCCACCCCCUCCCUCCCCCGGAUUUUCCUGCAGAAGGAAAAUGACAAGCUGGCUGGCUGGAAAGGAUUGUGCUGCAAUAAGAAAGGGCUGAGGAGAACUAAAACUGGGAAACUUUUGUAAAGAUGUUACUUUAUUAGCAUUUCUUGCAUUUAUUUAAACUGCACUGGGGGGAUCUGGGUUUGCAUUUUUCAUAGUUGUUCAAGGUGAAAUCUCUAUAUUGC